Messenger RNA from Rattus norvegicus (Norway rat), 16230 nucleotides. NCBI's taxonomy places the organism in Eukaryota, Metazoa, Chordata, Mammalia, Rodentia, Muridae. The record is from RefSeq and is a predicted model, not a curated record.
GGGCGGGAGCGCGCAGCGGCAGGAGGGCGGAGCGGCUGCGAGGGGCGGCUGGAGGCCGGCUGCUGGGAGGGUAGAACGAGCCGGGUUGCACGCGCCACCUGCGAGGCUGGCUGGCUUUCUCUUUCCGCGGACACAUCCCCGUCCCUCCCCCCAGUCCCCUGGAGGUCGGGAGCGCGCGAGUUAGCGCGCACACCCGCUCGCAUCCACACACACGCCAGAGCGCGCGAUCAUCACUGCUGCAGCCCGGGCCGGGCAGACAGAGCUGCUGCAGUUUCCCCAGGGUCGAGCGGGGAAAGCAGAGCCGUCUUAUCCCGGAGAGAGCCUGGUGCCCGCCGGCCCCCUGGGGUAUCAAGCCCAGCAGACUGCUCCCCUCCUUCGGUAUUCAAGAAAUGCUGACUGGCCAGAGGCUGUGCCACUCGGAAUCUCACAAUGACACUGUCCUCGCAGCACUGAAUCAGCAAAGAAGUGAUGGCAUUCUCUGCGACGUGACCCUGAUCGCCGAGGAACAGAAAUUCCAUGCUCACAAGGCAGUCCUAGCGGCCUGCAGUGACUAUUUCCGGGCAAUGUUCAGUCUUUGUAUGGUGGAAAGUGGAGCUGAUGAAGUAAAUUUGCGUGGUGUGACCAGCUUGGGCUUAAAACAGGCUCUGGAGUUUGCAUACACAGGACAGGAACUAAAUAGCUUUAAUUACUUGGAUCUGUACAGACUUGCUGACCUCUUUCACCUCACUUUGUUGGAGAAGGCAGUGAUUGAUUUCCUAGUGAAGCAUCUCUCAGAGCUUCUGAAGAGCCGCCCAGAGGAUGUUCUCACGCUGCCCUACUGCCUGCUGCAGGAGGUGCUGAAGAGUGACCGCUUGACCUCCCUGAGUGAGGAGCAGAUCUGGCAGCUAGCUGUGAGGUGGCUGGAACACAACUGCCAUUACCAGCACAUGGACGAGCUCCUGCAGUACAUCCGCUUCGGCCUAAUGGACGUGGAUACACUCCACACAGUUGCCCUAUCCCACCCCCUGGUCCAGGCAAGCGAGACGGCAACUGCCCUUGUCAACGAGGCCCUGGAAUACCACCAAAGCAUCUAUGCACAGCCUGUGUGGCAGACCCGCAGGACAAAACCGCGAUUCCAGUCAGAUACUCUCUAUAUUAUUGGUGGGAAAAAGCGUGAGGUCUGCAAAGUCAAGGAACUUCGGUACUUCAAUCCCGUGGACCAGGAGAAUGCUCUCAUCGCCGCCAUUGCCAACUGGAGUGAGCUGGCUCCCAUGCCGGUGGGAAGGAGCCAUCACUGUGUGGCAGUCAUGGGGGACUUCCUGUUUGUAGCAGGAGGAGAAGUGGAGCAUGCCAGUGGCCGGACAUGUGCCGUGAGGACUGCCUGUCGCUAUGACCCCCGCAGUAAUUCCUGGGCAGAGAUAGCACCCAUGAAAAACUGCCGGGAACAUUUUGUGCUGGGUGCCAUGGAUGAAUACCUCUAUGCAGUAGGGGGCAGAAAUGAACUGCGCCAAGUUCUACCUACAGUUGAGCGAUACUGCCCCAAGAAGAACAAGUGGACGUUUGUGCAGUCCUUUGACAGAUCCCUGUCAUGUCACGCUGGAUAUGUGGCUGAUGGUCUUCUUUGGAUAUCAGGUAGAACGCGCCUCCUAUGUUGGGUUUAUGGAAAAGCACUUUUGCUGUGGCUUAAAAUUUCAAAGUCAUCUUCUGGAGAGUGGCCCUAAGUAAUUGACCAGUUGAGCCAAGGAUGCCAUUUUAGCUAGUUAAGUAUCAUUUGCUGAGCACCUACUCCGUAGAGAACCGUGGCGUUGGGAAUAAUUGACCUUUCUGUGGUGUUUCUGAGUGGUGACUGUUGUCAAAAUUCAGGAUGAAAAUUACUGGGCCAUCACACCUGUUUUCCGGCCGAGCCUUCUAGUGCUGCCGUUGUCAGAGCUUGAUGACCUGUGGUGUGAAAUCCACGGCUACUGUUUUACUCAAGCCCUUUGCUUCUCCUUUCACUCUUGGCUGCCCAGCUAGGAGCCAUUUCUUCGGAGGCAGGAGGAAUAAAAUCCUUGUAAAUCCAUUUGGCUGAAUAUAACAAGAGACUUUCUUCCAGGGAUUAGCUAUGCUGUCUAUCGGAGGAAGGGAUUAAGUUGCUGACAAAAAGCUUUUGUGUUAUCCGUGUGAGUGGUAGUUACUGGUGCCAUCCAUUCCUGCGUACUCUCCCGUUCUCACUGACCAUCUGCAGGAAGUUUAAAGUCUGUUUACCUUUACUCUUUUGACUUAUGUUUAAACAAACAAGUAAACACCUUUUGCUUAUGGGAAAACUAUGGAAACAAGCCAAUGAGCAGGGUAUAGUGUAACAUAGCUUCAGGCAGUAGCUGGGUACCUUUUUCCACUCUGACUUUCUUUAGCUCCUGCUGGCUGCCCUGUUGUUGCACAGAAGUCUAUGAGGCCGGCGUCAUCCGUCUCACAACAUCAACCUGUGUUUUCUGUUCUCAGGGGGAGAAGCUGCCUCAUCUCUCAGCUGGAGGAUUUCCAUUUUAUAACCCAAAUAGAAGCUAAGUUUCUGUAUCACCAAGGACACACAGAUUAACAGAAAGAUCCCUAGGUUAGAUACUGGCGGGAAACCCCGAUGCACAGACUUAGACGAAAAACAGCAGCAUUAGGAAGUGAAGGUUUCUUGGAUUUCCCCAGCUGCCAUUCCGGUUUUUAAAAUGUCAAUUUUGACAAAAUUAUCCCUAGAUUAAAUUAGUUUCGGCUCUGUUCAUUCCCUUCUACUCUCUUCAAUAACCCAGGAGACAGUCAGAGCCUCAGCUUCUGAUGUAACCUAUCUUAUAUUAGAAUUUAAGUAGUUAAUGAAUUAAUGAAUGAAGUAAAGACUAGAGUAUAUGAUGAGGAUAAAUCCACUAUUUACUGGUCCUAUGUACUAAAUAAAAACAUUAGAAAUCAGCAUAUGUGUAGAAAUAUUUAAAUAAAAUUCUAAUUUAUUAUGAGCUUCUUUCCUUUCCUUUAAAUAUGUAUUUUAGCUGCUAAAAGAGUCACCUGGACUGUGUUUGGUUUUGCUGAAGAAAUUUCCAAAAUGGCCAUGACUAAGACUUUGCUAAUCACAGGAGCAGGUCUGGAUUUUCCUGAACACAGAGCAGUGAUGAGUUUAUGAAGUCAGUUCAGUUUUUAUUUUCUCACAAUUUUACAUUUCUUCCUUUGACUCAUUUGGUUACUAAUGCUGUAUACUCUUAAAAUUUGCAGUGUGCUUUCUAAAUUUUGCAUGAAUUCCACAUAAAUAUUUUAAUAAGUGUGCCUUGUUUGGCACCGCAAAAUAUAACAUUUUCAUUAAUUCAUUUAUUUAUUCAUGUUAUAUCCCCAUAUAAUCCCCUGUCCUCACGGUCUUCCCUCAUAUUCUUGACUUUCCCUUACAUACUUAUAAAGUUGGGACUACUCUCCACCCCUUUCAGUGAUGCUUAAGGGAGCAGACGCUCACAAACCUGGCCAGACCUACCAUCUUGGGCUCAAGUAUCUUCCCUUUCUGUAAGGGUCUGUGUUUUCUCUCUCUGAUUUCUUGCAUCUAUCAACUUCCUAUACAUCUUCUUGCCUCCUCUCUCUGCUUCCCUCCUACUGUGAAAGGGAAUGCGUUUUCUUUGUUCCUCGAACUAACGAAUGCUGUCUGUGUUAACCGUGUUUAAUGAAAACAAUCAGAAUUUUCUCAGGCUUGCUUCUCCCUACUGUGCACUUGAGAUGAGGAGCUCACUUUCCCGGUGUAGCGUAUGAGACCUUUAAUUGGAAAGAAGAGGAAAUCACCAGUGACAUUUCUAAUACCUGUGGUCGUCUGCUUCUUUCCUCGGGCCUAGUUUAUAAUAAAUCAAUUGCGAACAUAACCAUGAGUGGAGAAGGCUUGGCUGUAUUUACUCAUGGGCCCCUUUAUAGGGAAACAAGAUUUCAUCUUCCUGUCUCUGAUUUGGAAAGGUUAGCUUGACAUAUUGGAACAGAGGAAAGUGCAUGAAGCUAGUUCCUAACAUUGACCAAAUAAUCAAGUAUUUCCAGUUGAUGGCGGGUUGAGUCACUGGCGUCCUCCUGGUACUCUGCAAGCUUUGUCUGAGGUAGGGGUGGGGUGGAUGAAUGAGAAGGUGGAUUGUAAAGUUAGUUCUGUUCCAUAGAACACAGAAUAAAUACGUCCUCAGAGACUUGGUAUUUGUAGUGUGCUCGUUCCGGAUCUGUGCCCACUCCUGUUCUGUCCACUUGGGGGUCAAAGCAUUUUGAAAACUUCACAACUUAUCAGUAUGAGAACCAGUGAAUUCAGAAAGCUAUGUUGGAUAGAUAUGCCCAUUAGCAUUUCAUUUAAGGUAUUAGAGGCAGGCAGAUUUCAAAGGCUUGUGUAGCAUUUGACACAGUGACGCAGUUCAACAAGUGCUCAACCACAUUUCGGUUUGAAAUCCACAUUUCUGAAGUAAAGUAAGCGUUAACUAUCCUGCAGCUGUGUUUUAAGAAUACGUGCUGUCUGUCAUACAGGAUAGCAUGUGAACCACUAAAGAGAUUCUUGUGUGUGUUUGUAUGAAGGAAAUUUUAUCUGAGCCCAUCCUGCAGAACUUACCUGUUUGUUUCUCUCAGACGGCAGCAAAAUAGUGAUAUGCUAACCAUGAAAUUGGUGCUGAAAACUAGAAAGCAAGACAAAUGGUGCAGUAGUUACUCAAAAGCAUCGCAUCACAGCUCCUUGAUGUUUUUCCUCAGUAAAUCCCUCCAUACGGUGGUGCUGUGCCAUAGAUGAAUAGGAUUAAUUCAGUAAACACACCUCCUGCCCUCUAGAAGCUGACAAUCAAAGGUUUUUAUAUCUUAGAUAAGUCAUGAGUGAAAGAACCCUUCUUUAAUUUCCUAACAACUAUGCUUAUUUUCUUCUUAGUUGGGUUUAACUAAAGCAUGUGUUGCCCCAUUUUAAAUCACUUUAACUUACUCAAUUUACUGAAAGAACUUUUGAGUUUUCUACUAUUCUCCAAAACUUAAGACAGGGUAAUUUUUAAGUAAUGCUGUUAAAAUAUCAUGGCUUUGGUUUUCCUCUAUCUGCACAGAUAUUAUUAUGUUUGCAUUUAAAAUAUUGGGAACUAAGAGCAGGCAUGGUUGUGGUGGAAACCUUAAGGCGAUAGAGUGCAGUUAUUCACAAGUGUGAAACUUACCCCGCUAAUUAUCAGUCAUGAGAUGCUGAGCUGGGUCCCAGCGUUUGAAGUCCUCUUCUGCUCUCACACCGGAGCAGCACAGUUGGGUAUAGUAGGCAGUCUCGGUGUGAUGUGUGGCGCUAGGGGUCUUCCAGGGUACAGAAGCAAUAUGAACAGCAAUAUGUUCAAGGUGACGUGCAAAGUGUCAUCCUGGGCCCAACUGAGGCCACCUCCUCUAGCUGCUGUCUGUCAUUUACUUCGCCACCCUGACUUUCCACUUGAAUAUUGUCAUAUAAUCACUUCAGUAGUGCCCUUGUCUUUUAGGAAGCAUAGCGUUGGACACACCUAGCUUUCUGCUUUUCUGUGUAGUUGUCCUUCAAUAACCACAGGAGAUUGGCUCAAACACGCGCAUGCACGCUGUUAGACACAGCCGCUAGAAAAGGCCUCCAAUGGGAGAUGUAAGGGUUGCAGGAGGAAUGGGAAGGGAGCUAUAAUUUAAUUAUAUCAUAACCUCAAAAGGUAAAAGAAUAAAUGGAGGUUGACACCCCUCAGAUGCUCAAGUUCCUUAUUUAAAAGGGCAUAGUAUUUUCAUAGUGCCUGUGCAAAUUGUUCUGCAUACUGCAGUGUAGAUGUUGCAUAUUCUAAAGACAACGAUGGCACAGAAAUCUGUAUGGGUUUUGUUUGUUUGUUAUCAUUAUUUUUUGGAGCCGCGUUGAAUCUGCAGCUGCAAAAACCCGGCACAGAAAGAACUGACAGUUUCCGGCUAGCUGAGACUGUAGGGCAGUUACCAGGAAGACUUGAUGGGGUAUCUUCUCAGGUCUCCAGGCACAUGACAGUUCUCAGCAUUCUCUUCAGUGUAGCCUUCUGUUCCUGGCAGUGGUGUGGAUUAAUAAGAAUGUGGAUUGUAAAGACUUACUUCAGUUCCAUAGAACACAGAAUGAAUAUGUUCUCUUUCCUUCGCUGCUUUACUGCCUUAACCUGCCUCCAUUCCUUAAGACCCCUCCCUCUAACCUAGACAGAGAACAUUGUCUUCUGUUUUUCAUGGUAACUGCAGAGGGAACAAUGACUACUGUGACAGACAGAUGGACAGAUAAGCAAGACAUGGUCUGGGAAGGGACCAAGGGUAUCAUCUAGGCAACCAUACCAAGGAGGAUGCUGGGCUGACCCUCUGGAAGAAGUCUGAAAGUUUGAGGUACACAGGGUGGGAGGAGUUUGCAGUGCUCAGGGCACAAGCAGGAGUCCACAGCGUGUGAGACUUGUCUGGUACUACACAAGUACCACAUUUUCCAAUUUCAAACCCUUCAGCGAUAGGGAUUUCUGAUAAAUGGAAUAUGGAGAGAAGCAGAGAGCUAUAGUUAAUGUGUAAGGAGAAAGUGAGGAUCUAGAACUCCCAGUACAAGCUACAGCGGCUGCUCACCUGUGAUUCCCACAGACACUGUAUCAUUGAAAUUUCAUCCCUGAGUCAGAGCUCAUCAGGUAAUGUCCCAGUUAUUGUCUGCCUUCCCCUAUACUCCUACCUAUGGGAAGAGAUUGUGCAGUUUCUGGGGCAUACAUAAUUCAGUCCUUGUGGCAGCAACCUUUUUUUUCUUUUAUUAUAAAUUGCUUUUGACUUUAAGAAGGAAAAAGGAGAUUAAAAGGAUAAGAAAAAGGCAAAGAGAAAUUUAGCAGAGAAAAGAGAGUGUAGUUAGAGAAGAAAAUCCAGAUCAAUGGAGGGACUUUUCUUUUUAAAAAGAGUGGAAGUGCAUUAAGGACACUUGGAAGGAGAGGUGUCGGAAAUAGAGACUUCUAUCUGGGUAGCAAACCGAGAGCAAUUCCAGAGUACCAGGAAUGAGAAUUAAUCCUGGGUACUGACUAUAGAUCGUAGAACAGGUAGGAGAGACUAGGACAGUGAAGAAAGAAUCCCAAACACUGUGCCCAAAGAAGGGAGAUGUGGGUGUGGGUCUGGUUGGGAGGGAGAUGAUACCUAUGGGCCCAGGGCCCAGUUGGAGCACAAACCAGGGGUUCCCUUGUUGGCAGAUUCAGGUGAGAUCUUGAUGAGUUUCUGCUAAGAUUAUAUCUUAUCCAAGAUUAGGUGGUGAGGACAGGGCCAUAGGAAUACCCUCUGAGAGAACAGGGAACUGAUAGGUUUUUUUAAGAAGAAGUUUUCAGAACCUAUACCCAGUUUGAGAACUUUUUUGUCAUCUUUUCGUAGUGUGACAGAAAACUGGAAAAGGCAUACCUUUGGAUUAAUAGAUAAUAAAAGGUUUCCGCCUUAGAAAUAGCCCAGAGGCCCCUACAGGAAGGUGUUUAACAGCCAUCAGGACGGCUAGUCUAGUCAGGGGCAGGGAUUAUUAUCCUAGAGGUGUUUCUCACAAGGGAGCCACACAGGCUGGAGUUUUAUAAUUUCAAUGUCAACUUCCGUUUCCAGGGAACUGAGCAGCCACUACAGAUGAAUUCUGUGUUGUCUUAGAGUCUAGCAGGCAUUUCUCUUUUGCUUCUACUCAAGUCCCCACCUUACACCUUAUCUCACCCCACCUAAAGUCCCCACCAUCUGAAACAAAUUAAAAUGAACUUUGACACUGAACUGAGGUAGAAGCCAAACAGAAAUGAGUUCUCCCCAAUGCGCGUAAGAGAACCUAGUGUUUGGAGGGAGGAAAACACUCAGAUCUUCUACGCCCUGAAAACCAGUGAAAGCUUUAAUUCCUCAAGUCACUCAGCUGGGCCCUGAAGACCAUUCCGUUUAUCUUCUAUUGCUGCCCAAGAAAUGAAGCACAAAGAGGUCCGUUAGCUCCCAGGUCAAAGGGCUAAUAUUUGAUAGAAUUUGAAUUCUAUUUCUUAAAUUUAAGAAAUUAAGUUUAAAAAAUAAGACUUUUCUACUAAACCAUACAGCCAACAGUUUUUAGUUUGUUUGUUUGUUUGUUUUUAUCACUUUUAGCUAAGGUCCAAGAAACAGAACGUGUCGUAAAUAGAAUGUAUCCAUGACAGAGCUAAACAUUGCUAAACAAUACACAGAUGGUGCCCUGGUAUUUUGUUGUUGUUCAUGGAGAAUGAACAAUACUUGAUUAUCUUUACAUGUUCAAGUGUCCCCUCUUUCCAGAGCACAGAAUUAAGACAGAUAGUUCUUCUUUUUGUGGUCCUGACAUUCAGUUUAGGGAACAUAAACACCAUCCUGAAGUGAAAAUGUAAAAAGUAGUUUAGCAAUACACAGAACUACACGGUAAAGUACAGUAUGUGGCCUGGAUAAGAGACUUGUUGAUGUUCAUUUUUACUACAGCAGUCUAACUGUUUUUAAUAUCCACUGCCUAAAAUUAUCCUCUUAAGUUGAAAACCCAGACUUUUUCUCCUAGAAGGAAUAGCUUUCGAUUUGACAAGCUCUUGUGUCUCUACCACAGAGGAUGUUGUGGUAAUUAAUAAAAAUGAAAUCUUUUAUCCCACGCCUGUGCUGGCACCGUAGGGCCAUAUGGCAUUAGCGGGUACAUUCAUCUCCGCAGCAGCACGCCACUCUACCACCCCCCACACCUCCCCCCCCUUGCCCACCCCCCCAGCUCUCUCUGGCCUAGCGGUCCUCUCCCAGCUGUCUCUCUGCCAGCAUGGUAACUCUCUGGUCCCAGCAACCGGUAAAAUCAGGACUCUAGAGAUCCCAGCAUUUUUUUUAAGCUGAGAGGGACCACUCUAUCUAUGAACAAGAGAGAUGUAGGAUCCUUAGAACUACAUCGUAGCAAGUGGCUGAAGAAUCUGGUUGAUGGGGAGAGGGCAAUUAAAGAUCCAGUAAGAAGCCAGCCGAACCUCCAGAGAUUGCUGCAUGGAGACUGGGACUUGAGAAUGAAGCUCUCCUGACAAUGAGCAGAGGUUUUGGAGGCCGGGUUCUGACUCCCAACCGAGUGAGUGCUGGGAGUUACAGUGGAUAUUUGAUGAGAUUUUAAACAGCAGGUUCCCCCAGUUGACAAAGCACUUUGGUAGAUUUCACUUAUUUAGAACAACAUAUGGUACACACUUUACCUCUUUCUGGGUUGUAAAUCUGCGCUUGUUCACUCUAGAUGACAUAAACACCAUUUGCAUGUUCAACAGCAGCAAUCUUUUAUAGAUACUUUAUAAGUUUGAGACUCCUUUUUACAGGUUUUCGCUUAUUAAUUGCACAUCCAUUUGUGUGAGCCUCUUAAGUGUGACAGAAACCAUAGGGAUACUAGUUUUAAUUUAAUACAUUGUUAAAUAUUCAACAUGCUAAUUUAGUAUAAAGAUUCCUGAUUAUAACUGUCUAUACAGCCUUAUAAGUGUCAUAAAAUAUGGACCAUUUAUCGCUUAUAAAAAUAGACAGUAAAAUAUAUUGUUUUGGCUGAGUAUGGUGCCUCCUGCCUAUAAUCCCAACACUUGCACCACAAAGGAGGAUGAUCCUGAAGGACUGCUGUGAGUUCAAGGCCAAUCUCAGCUAUGUAGUAUGCUCUAGGCUAGCCUGGGCUGGAGAAUAAAGCCUUGUCUCAAAAUAAAAGUAUAUAUGUGAACAUAUUGUAUCUGUUCUCAUUGUGCCACUUGUCUCAGAGGAUAAUAGGGAGCUUAAUUCUAUAAAAAUGAUUAAUAGGGGCUCAUACUUAAUGUUGCCACUUUUGGGGUAAUUAAAGUGUGAGUAUGAAAUUGGAAUAUGCUUAAGUAAGAGGAAAUUGAAACCAUUAAAGAAGGAAAAAAGGCCAAGUACAGUGGCCAAUUAUUCUACUUAUUAUAAAAAGAAAAUCUGCAGAGAUAGCUCAGUGGGUAAAAUCCUUGAGAGAAUUCCAGUCUCAGAAUCCAAGUCAAAACAAGCCAGGCCUUGGAUCGGGUACUUUGUAGUCCCAGUGUUGGGAAGCGAAGUGAAGGCAAGAAGAUCCUGGUGUUGCUACGUGGCGUUGCUAGCUUGUCAGACCCGCAUCUACUUGUGCUCCAAGCCAUUAAGAGAAUCUAUCAAAAAAAAGAAAGAAAGAAAGAAAGAAAGAAAGAAAGAAAGAGAGAGAGAAAAGGAAGAAAGAAUAAAAAAAAAACCACAAAACAGUGGGUUGUACCUGAGGAAUGACUUUCAAGGUUGUCCUCUGUCCUCUGUCUCCACACACAUGUGCAAGAAUACCUUCACACACAAACAUACACUUAGCAUACAUAUACAUAACCGUACAAAAGAAAACAAAGAAUGCUACAUGAAACCAAAUUCAGCCAGCAAAAUGCACUUAGUAGUUCAACGUCUUUUGCUGGAAAAUGGAAGAAAUUUUGAUAAAAUGACUACAGAGUUGUAGCAAAUGUCCCCUUCUGGAUUGCUUGUAGACCCUGGGUAUUAGUCAUCUGAGCCUCUGAGGGAGAUCAGAAUCUUCAUUUCACGAGGAUCCUGAGGUUGGCUGUGGUACAUGACUCCCCAAAGAUAGAAUCGCGCUCCUGUUCUUGUUACUCUUCCCCGGAGUUGAGGGUGAUGUCGUGAGCAUGUAAGAGAGUCAGAAACCUCAAGCUAGUUCUCCUCAGUCUUCAGUUUGCAGGCAGAAUUUUCCACCUUUGGAGGACAGAGAGGCUCAGCUCUUUGUUUGCUGCCUCAGUUGUGCCCUUGCAUUGUCUGGGGUGGAAACCCCAGGCCUGUCCUUCUUGAGUGAAAGCAUAGGACAGCUGGGAGGUGGGGAGCUGGAAUGUAGGAACGACAAAAAAAUAGCAAGGCCUGUCAGAUGACUCAGUUGGUAAGGGCACCUGACAAUGUCUAGAGGCGGAAGUUUGAUCACUGGGCCCUUACAUGGUGGACCCAAACUCGGACCUAUUCUGACCGAAGCACGAGCCCAGCUUUUCUAACCCACUGCUUUGGAGAUGCAGUCAGUAUCCGCCAUUGUUGCCCUGCGUACUGUGUGAGCGCUUACCAUAUCUUGGUAGCAGAGACAAAGGCUGUUUGGCAGUCACUUGUUAUCCAUCCUCUCUGGUAUACAUUUAUCCAUUUGACACGAGUUUUGUGGCGAGCUGUACAGGGAAGCUUAAGAAAAAUGCUUUCCUCUUGUCUUGAUGAUGAAAUGCGUUUCUCACUCAUGGUAGCAUGGUGGUAACUUUUCAUUCCUCCUGGCAGUUUUUAAAAGACUUAUUUGACAUUGGGGAGCCCGCAGUGUAUCUUUAAGGUGCAGUUCAAAAGUAAAAGACAAGGUUGCUCAUUUUCAAUUUGGCUGAAAAGUCUUAACUUUGACUGCAGCACUUCAAAGUUAGAGAAAACUUGGUCUUAAAAAAUGGAGGCUGAUACGAGAUGGCAUAUUUAAUGACGGCUGUAUCUAUAGAAAGCUGUUAAGAUACAGAUUAUCCCUCCUGGGGUGGGGGAGGGAGAUCAAACUGCCAAUCUCUAAACUAGACUGGAAAGGAGACGGGAAGGAAUCUAUCUUUGCAAGCGCUUUGAUUGCAGGGGACAGGACAGCAGCAUGUGGCAUCAUAACCUAGAGCAGACAAAUCAGCCUGAUGACAUUCAAAGCCGGGAAUACCGCUGCAGGCAAGGGUACUCCAGAGUCGGAGAAAUUAAAACAUAUAGAGACUGUUAUUAAUUUCAUAUCUAUUUUUGUAUAGUCAAAUCUGUAUGCAAAUCCUUAGCAUCUCAUUUCAGCAGAUUAAUCUGAAGUGAAGAGCGGUGUGUGAAGGGAAUGUAAUGCUGAAGCUCUUUGGAAUAAAUGCGGGCUGAAAACUUGGAGGCUUCCUGAAAGAUGUAUUUUUUUUUUUAAGAAAAAAUAAGGCGAAGAAAUAGAUUUGUUUACAUGCUCGUUUGUAAAUUACUUCAAAGGGAAAAGCAAUUGAGCCCCCACCCCACCCCCCGCCAGUUUCCCUUUGCAAUCCCGACUUGGCGAAAGUUACAGCCCCGGGCUUGGCAGGCGCCUUUGGGGAAGCCCUUCUGGAGGUAAUGAUGCCGGACCUUCAUUUUUUAUUCCCAAGUAUGAUCCAAUACCUCAUUUUUGAACGAUAUCAUAGGAGGGAAAAUUUUCGCGUCAUGCUAAGGAAUCUAAUUAUUGAGUGCAGAUUGAUAAAAAUCAUAUUAUGGAUGCCUCCGUGGAAGCGAAUAAAUAUCGAAGAGCGCGCGCGGUGAUCAUGUAGCAGAGGAGGUGUGGUAGCCACACUGUAAUUCGCCGACUGUAUGCUUAGUACGGAGUGCUCUAAAUAUGUUGCGUAUUGUCGUAAAGUGGGUAGAUUUCCACAGUAGAUCUUAUUUCUAAAAUCAAGUAGAGCUGCUUUUGGAGUUUCACAGGAAGAACUGGGAGCCUGGCCUCCUGUUUGCUUUCACUUGGAGAAAUGAUCAGAGGUGACCUGGACAUUAAUCUGGUGACUGUGCCCCGGAACACAAGCACUGGCGUUUUUCCUAACCUGCAUUGCCUGCGUGGUCUCGAUAGAUUCAUUUAUUCGUAAGAGGUUAUGCCGAGAGAGAAUUCUCCAGCGUUCUGUUUUGAAUCAGACAGGAAGCAAAUAUCAGGGUAGAGGAAAUACAGCUCUCAUUUUGAUCUACAUCUGUGUUGGGAUUUCAACUUCAGAUUUCUUAAAUGGGGAUUCUUUUCCUUUUACUCUGUUUUAGAAAUGAGACAAUAAACCCAGAGAAUGCAAUCUUUAAAAAUGGGAAUCUCGGGGUUGGGGAUUUAGCUCAGUGGUAGAGCGCUUGCCUAGCAAGCACAAGGCCCUGGGUUCGGUCCCCAGCUCCGAAAAAAAAAAAAAAAAUGGGAAUCUCUGUCCUUUCUGUUCUCUGUAGACGAAGCUUUCGUUGAUGGUAAAAGUAGUGUCUUGCUUUGUAUAAAUAAUAUGUACUUAAAAGGUGAUUGAAAACUGCAGAGUUACUUUUAAAAAGAGAAGUCUGUAGUUAAUACUAGCAACCGUUAAUUACAUGGAGGAUCCUAUCUCUUUACCAGGGUUUAGGAAAAUGAUUGGCCUGGACAGGUGCCCUUCUCUUUAUGUAUCUAGUACUAUUGGUAUUAAUUAAUCUAAGACAGCUUAUUAAUUAAUUAAGACAGACAUAUCCAACUUCUGGAUUCUGACUCACUUACCUCUUGAUGCUGGAGUUGAUGGUGAAGACCUACUCAGCCUUUGUACUGUCAGAGCGAAAACCAAAUUGCUGGGUGGCCUAAGACAGUCAAGACAGAGAUGGGAAUAGAGUUUGUAAUCAGCCCUAUAGAAACAUGAGGUUUUCUUCAGCACCAGAGUGAGCAAAAGAAGAACUUUGAAGGAAAGCUGCUCUGUGGGCACAUCAAGCACAUUCGGUCGUUCCUCAAAUUGCAACCUGUUCCCCUGUUAUUAGGUCCUGUGAACUUGCUAGUUGGUGCCUAUCAAAGUUAGGCUCAUUUCCUCUCCUAAAAACCGGAGAAAAGGACAUCCUUCUCCUUGAUGAUUAUAUUUCAAAGAGAUCUAGGUCCUUAAGAAAGAUAUUCUUGUUUCCUAAAAGUGGCAAGUGUCUUAAAAUAAUUGACAUUUCAAAGAGACAGAGAAAGUCUUUGCAGUUACACCUAAUCUAAAGUAAAUGAAUUUUAAAACACAAGGUCAGGGUCUUAGCAUCAGAAAGGAGCCUAAGCUAAGAGAAGAGAAAGCUAAGCCUUAUGCUCGCUCAGUCUUAUGGCUGUAUAUCUUCAAUACUAGCAGGAAUGCCUUAUAGGAACAUCUUCUGACCCGAUCAAGUUUUGAAUCUGAAUUUAAGAAUCAAGUCUUUCUGAUACUUGUUAAGAAUAUUAUUUUAUACUAUCUGCAGCUACUUAUGGGUGGCAUUUAUAAAGACGGGUGUCUGUUCCCACAUUCUCACUGUUAAGAGUAAAGGUUCAACUAGAAUUGAAGAUGUCCUGAUUGUCCAGGGCUCAUUGUACAGCACAGAUAUGAAAAGAAGCAUGUCUAAGAGGAAUACUCUUUGUCCCAAAUGCUUGGCACCAAGUGUUUGGACAUAUUCAGAUUUCCAGGUAGUUAUAUGUCAGGGAGGGCAACCAUUUCUAAACACAAAAUUUGUUUACAGUUACACACAGAGUCUGAAGAUAAUUUUAUAAAAAAGGUUUGAGUGUCCCUGUGUUUACUGUGGCCCCUCACUUUGAGGCCAGAUGUGAGGUCAUCUAUUGUGUUAUCAAGUCUGCAAAUUCAAAAAGCUUCAGAUUUUGAAUGGUCUUCCACUUAUGCGGGGGAAAAAAUAGGAAAAAUAAGUUUAAAGUAUCGACUUCUGUGGCUUCCAAUUAAAUAGAAAAUCUGAAGUCUCUUAGGUUUAGCCCUGUACAAGAGGAUGUUUAACAAUAUUUGAGGUCACUGCACUGGAGACCUGUAGAGCAUGUUGUCCCAUUUGGUAGCUGGUACUCUCCAGCUUUACUUGCGGUAUAAAUGCUUGGAAUGUGGCUUAUCUGUGCUGUGUCAAAUAUACCCUGGACUUUGAAGAUCUUGUAUGAAAAGAAAUCCUCAGAAAAUUUUCUACGGAUUUCACAUUAAGAUAUUUUCAUCAAAUCGAGGUAAGUAAAAUGCAUUGUUAACUAUAAUUUCUAUUUCUACUUUAUAAUGUGGCAAUCCAUGGAUAUUGUUAUCCUCUCCUACAUAACAUUUACUCUGUCUUUUGAUAGAUAAUGACUUUUGCUGUAUGUAUUCUUCCAAGGAAAUAGCAAACUAUCACCUUGCUAAUGCACAGAUCGUAGAGUUCUAGCUAAGCUUAGAACUUAGCUAAGGACAGGGAGUGCCUCUAUAAAUCUGUCCCUAGAGCAAAUUGCAUAGAGAGAAAUUUCAUCUGUGUGUGCUGUUUUCCCCAGUCCUUUAUCUUUUAUCCGGCCACGCAGCGCAUCUUGCUAGAACUAGAGGCCUCUGGCACCCUACUCAUUACUCGCUCUCAAGCGGACUGGUCCUGACAUGCUCUGGAAGGGGAAUCAGCUCCUAGACUGCAUUUCUUAAUGGUAGCAUGGGUUCACUUUGAGAGCAGAUACUCAGCAUUAUCGAAGUGUCCUUUAAUUGUAGCUCCCACUUAUUUGGGAAGACCGCGUUUCUUAUUCGUGAACAGCUCUACAGUGUGCUACUGUGUUACAGGUGGGGUGACCAACACAGCGCAGUAUCAGAACAGACUGAUGGCGUACGAGCCUAAGCAGGUAAGACGUUCACAAGAAUUCGUUACUUACCUUGGUUAAAAUGCGUUUAAAAAAAGAUCUCCACGGGAAUUAUUAAUUAGAACGCCACCGUGUGCACCCUCAGCUACCUGGGGAAAAGAGAGCAUUUUGGGGGGAAGCCUGUGGUUCCAUGCUCUCAGGAAUGCCACAGAGCUAGGCAUACUGUGGAGAGGAUUUUGAUUGUAGCUAUGCCCUUCCGUAAGGGAUGCCAUUGGGGGCAGGAGACAUCACUAUGACCUUGUUAUUCUCAAAUCAAAUAAUGUCAUUUGACCUCAGAUAUCGCCAAUGGUGUUCUACAUCUAGGACAAACACAAAUGGUUUGUGUGUGGAAGUCUGGGAAUGCUGUGCUUCGAACAGCUGGGUCUGUUCUAUCCCCUUUUCUCCUAGAAGAAGAAAUGUUUUCCUUUUCUUUUCCUUCUGUCAAAAUAGCUACAAACCAUGCAGACAUGCCCGCCGAAUGCUGCCUUUUCCUCGGCUUGGAUUUGAAUGUGACAGCCUUCCAACAUGGUGUGACCCGGAGGUUUACUGUCCAUUAGGGCAGUAUUAGGAUUGGAAACAACAGGUUGCCUUUGGCGGGCUACACCUGGCUCAGCACCACAAGUAUGUGCACGGUGUCCCCAGUGUUUCUGCUGGGUUUUUAACGAUGACUUGACUGAGGAAGGCAUUCCUCCUUUUACAAGUGUGUCUCCUGAUAUUAUUAGAAGCUGUAGAUUGCCGAGAUUGGAUGUCCAGGGGUCAGCCGUCUCAUGAGGGAUCACUAAUUGCAGAAGCCCGAGUUCGGUGCACAUAUGGUUAAGGAGGAAGCCAGCAUUAACACUGGUGAAAUGAGUUCCGUUUCAUGUUUGUACACACAUGCUCUUUUUAGAAAAUUCUGCCGGCAUAUUGUUUACGGUGGGUACCGGCACACAUCACAUCUGCUUGCAUCUUGCUCAGAAUCUCAAUAACUCCAUCAUUCAGCCCUGAUGCUUAUUUCUCUUUUAGGCCUUUGUGGAGAGUCGAUAAUGCCUGCCAUCUGCCACAGAGCACAUCGCUACCUGCCAACAGGCAGGCUGGGGUGACCUCUGCUUCCCCACCGCUGAUUAGUAUUCACACGC